AUGGCGGGGCUAUUCCGACUUCUCAAAAUGCAAUAUACUCCUCCGACUGACCCUCGAGGAAUUUCUCUGGCCGGCAAAACAGUUCUCCUGACUGGAGCAACUUCAGGUCUAGGCUACGAAGCCGCUAUAAAAUUUCUCAACCUAGGAGUCGACUCUUUAGUGAUUGGGAGUCGCAACCUGGAGCGAGGAAACCACACUAAAGCCGAGCUUGAAAAGAUUACCAGCCGGCAAGGUGUGAUUCAAGUUUGGGAGCUUGAGAUGAACAAUUUUCAAAGCGUCAAGGAUUUUGCUAGUCGGGUCAACAAGGAGCUUCCCCGGGUGGACAUUGCGCUGCUCAAUGCCGGUCUCUGGAACCGUGAAUAUGCACUCUCGCCCGAGGGAUGGGAAGAGACAAUACAAGUGAAUACUCUCUCGACUUCACUGCUGGCCUUGCUACUUAUCCCGAAACUCCGGGAAUCCUCCGGUGCUGAGCUUACCCAUCUAAGUGUUGUCUCAAGCCAGCAGUUUGUUCGUGCCAAGGCGGAAAGCCUCAGGACAGAAGAAUCUUUGUUAGAUCACCUGAAUUCCGCGCUCAGGUUCCAGGGUCCGAAACAGUAUGGCAUCUCAAAAUUGCUCUUGGAAUAUGUUAUCAAGACUAUUGCGGAUCUGGUUCGUAAUGAGGACGGCACAGUGCCCGUCAUUGUCAACACGAUAAGCCCUGGACUCUGCCAAUCUGGCCUUACGCGUCAAUACCUUAAACGGUUUUAUGAACGGUGGCUGAGCUGGCUAGCAUAUCGGCUCUUUGCACGAACGACCGAGCAAGGAAGCCGAUCUUUAGUAAGCGCGACGCUUCAGGGUGUUGAGUCACAGGGGAAAUGCUGGCGGAGUGAUGGAUAUUUGGAUGAAUCCAAAGCUCUUACCACUGGAGACGAAGGGAAGCAGUUCCAGGCAAAGGCGUGGAAGGAGAUCAUCGAGCUGCUAGCGAAUCAGGCAGCAGAAGUUCGCGGUAUUAUAUCUAAGGAUUAA
Molecule: messenger RNA, 1005 nt
Organism: Penicillium verhagenii
Lineage: Eukaryota; Fungi; Ascomycota; Eurotiomycetes; Eurotiales; Aspergillaceae
Product: putative short-chain dehydrogenase/reductase family protein
Exons: 2
Coding region: 1-1005 (334 amino acids)
Source: RefSeq, a predicted model, not a curated record